AUGGAUGGGAUACAUCCUACAUAUCCCCCAAACACUGAGAAGGACAGAACAAAUCUCAUGAUGGGCAUCUCCGCAGCCAUGACAUGUGUUGGAGUAUCAUGUGUAGCUCUCCGCGUGUAUAUGCGUGUCUUUAUUGUUCGGAAAAUGGGUCCAGAAGACUGGACCAUGGUUCUAGCAACAUUUCUAACAGUCAUGUAUCUACUCGAAGUGAUUGGCGGCGUCAAGGAGUUGAACCUGGGCUUUGGCGUCAUGUCCAUGUCCUCGCAACAGACGACGAGCAAUACAAAACUCAUUCUUGCCAUGGUUGUAGAAUACAACUUGAUUGUAACUCUGAUCAAGGCUUCGGUUCUCAUGGUCUACCUCAGACUAGCUUACAGCAAAAAGUUUGAGCGUCUGUGCAAAAACACCAUAGCUCUUCUUGCUGUAUACCAAGUCGUCUUCUUGAUUGUAAUCGCAGUGCAGUGCAUACCGCUGUAUAAGCUGUGGGAUUUCUCUGGCAAAGUCACGGGUCAAUGCAUCAACAUGAAUGUCUUUUAUCAUGCGACCUCGAUUUUCCACAUACUCAUGGAUGUCUGGAUUCUACUCCUGCCAAUCCGACUCAUCACGCUCAUCCCACGGAGACCCCGCGAGAAGUUUGCGCUAUACGUUAAUGUUGGGCUUGGAGUUAUCAGCAUGGCCGCUUCUAUCAUCAGACUGGUAUUCCUACACAUUUUUACCCUCUCUAACGACCCCUUCUACGACUCUGUGCCUGUGAUUACAUGGUCCAUGGUCGAAGUCAACGUGGGCGUCUUGUGCGCCACUAUACCCAUAAUGAAGCCUUUGUUGUACAGAGCACGAAAUUAUCAGUCAAGAAGCGUGCUUGGCAUGCCGGCCGUGAAUACGGACGAGAACACGAUAAACGGGACGAGCAGAACGAGCCCAGAGAUCAAAGAAGCAAAGGCACAGGGGAGAGAGUCUGUGUCGAGUAAUAUGCCGCCGCCAGUACCCCCGAAGGACCAUCAGUAUGUUUAUCCGCCUACUGCUCCGCCUCAACACCAAGAACUAUCGCGCGCUGAAGACGCCGAGAUAUAA
Messenger RNA from Exserohilum turcica Et28A, 1071 nucleotides. RefSeq lists its product as uncharacterized. Lineage: Eukaryota; Fungi; Ascomycota; Dothideomycetes; Pleosporales; Pleosporaceae. The record is from RefSeq and is a predicted model, not a curated record. The transcript has 6 exons. Bases 1 to 1071 code for a protein of 356 amino acids.